Molecule: messenger RNA, 1962 nt
Organism: Pestalotiopsis fici W106-1
Lineage: Eukaryota; Fungi; Ascomycota; Sordariomycetes; Amphisphaeriales; Sporocadaceae
Exons: 3
Coding region: 1-1962 (653 amino acids)
Biological process (GO): mitochondrial DNA repair; response to UV; nucleotide-excision repair
Cellular component (GO): nucleus; mitochondrion
Molecular function (GO): endonuclease activity
Source: RefSeq, a predicted model, not a curated record
AUGGCCCCAAAACGCAAGAAGCCCACCAUGGCUUUGAUGCAGCAGGACCUCCCGACCAUCGAAGAACACUCGCCGCCGAUUACACCUGGGUUCGCCAACCCACCUCCCCGGAGGUCGCGCCGCAAUGUGAGGAAAUCGAGUGGCAUGGAUGGGUACCCCAUCGGCGAGAAGGAGAAUACAGAAUCCGUCAAUGGACAUCAAGAUGUCAAAGAAGACAAGCCACCGGGCCGCGCCAAGGUCAGCAGCGCCAUGCAUGACCUUCAGGAAAUGGAAGAUGCAUUUAGGAAAUCCGCCAAACGUCAAAAGCUGGCAGUCAAGUCGAGUGCGGUCAUGAAUAAGAAGUUUAAUGGGAGCCCUACCGACGCAGGCAAUGCGUUCAUGCCUGACAUGGGGCAAACCUCAAGUGUCCUCAGUGAUGAUGAUACACUCGAGUUUCGACGCAAGGAACAGGCCAAGAAGCAUGGAGUAGAUCCAGAGGUGCCUCAAUUGGAACAAGAUGCCGCGGUGGGUGAGGGCGAGAUGGGACAAGGCGUCGACCCAGAAGAUGUCAGCGAUUUGAAGGAAGAGGGGGCACGACCUCCUGCAGUUAAUAGUGAUUACCUUCCGCUACCAUGGAAAGGACGGUUAGGAUAUGCAUGUUUGAAUACUUAUUUGCGGCUUUCGAAUCCGCCCGUCUUCAGUUCGCGUACUUGCAGGAUAGCAUCUAUUCUAGAGCAUCGUCAUCCGCUGUCGGAUCCAUCCCAACCAGAGCAUGCUACCAAGAACCGCCCUGACAAGGACCAACCAGCAGAUGUUGCCAGAGGACAACGAUAUGUAGAGAAUCUCGGGCUUGCCAAUGCGCGAGAUAUUGUCAAAAUGUUGCGGUGGAACGACAAGUAUGGCAUAAAGUUUAUGCGUCUCAGUUCUGAAAUGUUUCCUUUUGCCAGCCAUGGAGAAUAUGGGUACAAGUUGGCGCCUUUUGCCGCUGAUGCUCUUGCAGAAGCAGGUAGGGUUGCGGGUGAACUGGGUCAUAGACUUACCACGCAUCCUGGUCAAUUUACCCAAUUGGGUUCUCCGCGCAAAGAGGUUGUCCGCAACGCAAUCCGUGAUCUCGAAUAUCACGACGAGAUGCUCUCUCUUCUUAAGCUUCCACCUCAGCAGAAUAAGGAUGCCGUCAUGAUUCUCCACAUGGGAGGAAUGUUUGGCGACAAAGAAGCGACUCUCCAGAGAUUCCGUGAUAACUAUGCACCACUCUCGGAAGGCAUCAAGGCCAGACUCGUUCUCGAGAACGAUGACGUUUGCUGGACUGUUCACGACCUGCUACCUAUCUGCGAGGAGUUGAAUAUUCCAAUGGUCCUCGACUACCAUCACCACAACAUCAUGUUUGACAAGUCCAAGAUCAGAGAAGGUACAAAGGAUAUCAUGGACCUGUACCCUCGGAUCAAGGCGACAUGGGACAGAAAAGGCAUUACACAAAAGAUGCACUACAGUGAGCCUUGCCCCGAGGCCAUCACCGGUCGGCAACGCCGAAAGCAUCGGCCUAGAGUCAUGGCCUUACCGCCAUGUGCAGACAACAUGGAUCUCAUGAUAGAAGCCAAAGACAAGGAACAAGCUGUCUUUGAGUUGAUGCGCACUUAUAAGUUGCCGGGAUGGGAUAGCUUCAACGACAUAGUCCCCUAUGAGCGAAACGACGAGAAUAAGCCACCGCCCAAGCCCAAGACACCAAAGAAGAGAAAGGCAAAGGGCAAAAAGGAGACCGAUGAGGAUGAUGAAGCCGAGCCCGAAGAGUCCGAGGUUGCUGCUCCUCCCCUGAUUUCCCCGGGGGAGAUUGGCAUGGGCGGACCGAAUCGCCGUGUGUAUUGGCCGAUCGGAAUGGAGGAGUGGCUUCGUCCGAAGAAGCGGGAAGUUAAGAAGGCGGCCGAUGGCGAUAAUAAAAAGCCCAAGAAGACUAAAGUCAAGGAUGAAGGUGGCUACGACGAAUAG